Branchiostoma floridae (Florida lancelet) is the source of this 1456-nucleotide messenger RNA. Its product is annotated as mucin-5AC-like. The transcript has 9 exons. The coding region runs from base 174 to 1385 and encodes 403 amino acids. The record is from RefSeq and is a predicted model, not a curated record. NCBI's taxonomy places the organism in Eukaryota, Metazoa, Chordata, Leptocardii, Amphioxiformes, Branchiostomatidae.
UAAGUACAACUCAUAGAACAACAAUCCCCAUCACUCUUCUAACUACAUACAAGACAACUGACGCAUCCACACAAUUGAGCACAAAACCAACUACAGUAUCGACCACGCUACGGACAACUCUACCACCCACAACUACGAGACAAACUACACAAAUUACAACUCGGCGCACAACAAUGCCCACAACUAGUCUUACAACGUUGAGGACAACCGACGAUUCCACAGCACUGACAACCAAGUCUACAACGGCACAAACAACGCAGCGGACAACUCAAGACAUAACGACGAGACAAACUACACAAAGUACAACUCGGCAUACAACGGUACCGACAACUAGUCUUACAACGUUAAGGACAACCGACGAAUCCCCAGCACUGACAACCAAGUCUACAACGGCACAAACAACGCAGCGGACAACUCAAGACAUAACGACGAGGCAAACUACACAAAGUACAACUCGGCAUACAACGGUACCCACAAGUAGUUUUACAACGUUAAGGACAACCGACGAAUCCACAGCACUGACAACCAAGUCUACAACGGCACAAACAACGCAGCGGACAACUCAAGACACAACGACGGUAUCAACUGCAAAACAGAGCAUUGAACCCUCGGACGGUCCUAUACCAACCUCUGAUGUUAUGGAAACAUCUGAGGCUACACCGACGGCAAAAACACAACCAUCCAAUGUAUCAACAACGCUACCGGCAACAAACGUAACAGCAACGAGACAAACUACACAACGUACAACGCAGCAAACAACAAUGCCCACAACUAGUCGGACAACGUUUAGGACAACCGACCAAUCCACAGCACUGGCAACCCAGUCAACAACUGCAGCAACAACGCAGCCGACAACUCAAGCAACAACAACCACGAGGCAGACAACAUUACGUACAACGUUUAGAACAACAAAGCCAACCACUGUUCUGACUACGUACAAGACAACUGACCAAUCCACACUUUUGACCACAAAGCCAACUACAGUAUUGUCGACUACGUCACGUGCAACUCCCCCCACAACUACGAGACAAACUACACAACGUACAACUCAGCAAACAACAAUGCCCACAACUAGUCGGACAACGUCAAUGACAACCGACGAAUCUACAGCAUUGACAACCCAGUCAACAACGCGACCAACAACGCAGCCGACAACUCCAGCAACAACGACGACGAGACAAACUACAUUAAGCACAACCCAUCGAACAACAAAGCCAACCACUGUUCUGACAACGGACAAGACAACUGACCAAUCCACCCUUUUGACCACAAUGCCAACUACAGUAUCGUCCACGCUACGAACAACCCUACCUACAACUACGGUACAGCAACGAAUCAGAGCUGAACUCUCUUUCCAAAUGACCUCAAAUUCUGGAUACUUUUAAUAUGAUGUAUGAGUUAGUUCCUCUUUGUUCUUCAUCAUUACUCUAAAGAUAACACAUCUAAUUUUUCCCAC